AUGUCGGAAAUAUUCCAUGCUGGUGGAGAUGUUGUAAGUAGAAAUCUCAAGCGCAAGUUAGAGGAGCCACCAGCCGCGGACCAUGACUCAGAGGUGUUACUUUCUUUGAGUCUUGGCCGCAACAACAAUAACAUGGAAAGUGGCGACUCAUCCUCCAAUUUCACAUUCAAAUCCUUGAAAACUGCUGAAAACCAGACGAAGCAAGAACGCUUGUUUCCUUGCAAGUUUUGCAACAAGAAAUUCGCCAGCUCUCAAGCUUUAGGCGGACAUCAAAAUGCUCAUAAGCGCGAGAGAGUCCUCUCUAAAAUGGACAAAAUGUUUAACAGGGGAACAUUUGCGCUUGAUGCUAGUCAUCAAUUAUGUGCAUACCCAACAACCAUGACAAAUUAUCUACCUUACCGUGGCUCAAACUCAAUACCUCUUUAUCAAGGUGCACAUAUGCACCACCACAUACUUCAUAUGCCUUGCACCAUGCCUGGUUUUCGUUUAGGAUCAUCUAGCUACGGAAACCAAGGCUUACACAACAUUCCUCUGAAUUCUCGCCACCACGGCCACCACCCAGAUGCUGGAUUUGGUUUUGGAGUUACUCAACUUCCUUCAUCUAGAGAAGUUGCGGGUGAUAGAAGUUCUAUGAUUCAUGCUAAUCUCGGUAGCCUUCUUAGAAAUAACUAA
This is a messenger RNA of Arachis ipaensis, 672 nucleotides long. Its product is annotated as zinc finger protein 6-like. Gene Ontology annotation, biological process: negative regulation of abscisic acid-activated signaling pathway. NCBI's taxonomy places the organism in Eukaryota, Viridiplantae, Streptophyta, Magnoliopsida, Fabales, Fabaceae. The record is from RefSeq and is a predicted model, not a curated record.